Messenger RNA from Aureobasidium musti, 1632 nucleotides. NCBI's taxonomy places the organism in Eukaryota, Fungi, Ascomycota, Dothideomycetes, Dothideales, Saccotheciaceae. The record is from the annotation of a GenBank genome assembly.
AUGCCCAAGAAAUCUGCAGCCGAGCUCAGCGAGUAUGAGUUGCAACGACAGGAAAACAUAGCNAAAAAUCAGGCUCUGCUUCGUCAAUUGCAACUCGAAGCUGCAUCCGCUGGCAUCGCGCCCAAGAAACCCUCACGCGCCACUCCUGACAAGGCUGCCAAAAGAAAGAAGACGCCUGUGCANAAAGUAAAAGAAGAGGUUCAGCCACGGAGAACAUCGAGUCGAUUGCGAGGCAUUGUUGCAGACAGCGAGAUAGCAAAAAGAAAGGCAGAGGAAGAGUCGGAACUGUUGGCUCAAGCCGAGCGAGCCAAACGACAGCGUGUCUCUGAUGAUCUGCGUUUCUCAGAUGUCGUUGUGGCAGGAAAAGACUGGGAUCAGAGUGGCAACUUCCUGCGACUCGUCGGUCCUGCCAAUCCGGGCGAACGAACAUUCACCGCCCAAGAUGUCAAGGAAACCACCGACAAGGAACUGAAGGAGCUCCGAGAACGCAUGAGCAAUCUGGAAUUGUGGGAAGGCUUCGAACCAAACCGGAUUAAAAUCACGCCCGAGAGAAUCUACUCUCUGGGCUUUCAUCCAACCACUGACAAAGCCCUUGUCUUUGCUGGAGACAAGCUAGGAAGCUUGGGUCUNUUUGACGCCUCGCAACAACCUACGCCUAAUGUAAAGAACGAAGACGACGACGAUGACGAAGACAGUGAGGAAGCCAAACCCUCAAUUACGACCCUCAAGAUCCACACACGCACGAUCUCUGCCUUCCAAUUCUCCCCUCACGAUCCAAACGCUUUAUACUCUGCCAGUUACGACAGUUCGAUCCGCAAACUCGACCUUCAAAAGGGUGUGGCUGUGGAGGCCUAUGCGCCCAUCUCGAAGGACGACGAUGAACCUCUCAGCGGCGUCGAGAUGUCACAGUUCGAUCCCCAUACUCUCUUCUUCAGUACCUUGAAUGGAAACUUUGGCCGUCACGACACAAGAUCAAAGCCAGGCAAAGGCACAGACAUAUUCGCCUUGUCAGAAAAGAAGAUCGGAGGCUUCAGUCUUAAUCCCGCACACCCUCACAUCUUCGCUACCGCAUCACUAGAUCGCUACCUACGCCUCUGGGACCUGAGAAUGUUGAAAGGAGAUGGUGACGAUAGAGCGCCAGUAGAGAUCGGAGCUCACGAGAGCAGAUUGAGUGUUUCUCACGCAGCCUUCAACUCGGCAGGCCAGAUUGCUACGGCGAGUUACGACGAUACAGUAAAGAUCUAUGACUUCAGCAGUGUUGGAACAUUGGCUGCUGGCACAGAGCUGAACGAAGAACAAAUGACACCAACGACUAUCAUCCCUCACAACAACCAGACUGGCCGUUGGGUCACCAUGUAUGUAUACCUCUUCUCUUUCUGGGCUAGGGGUCUCUUGCUGAUAUUGAAUCACAGUCUUCGCGCGCAAUGGCAACUUCAACCAGCCGACAAUAUCCAACGCUUCGUCAUUGGUAACAUGAAUAGAUUCGUGGAUGUGUAUGCUUCAAACGGACAACAAUUGGCUCAGCUUGGAGGCGAAGGCAUUACUGCUGUGCCUAGUGUUGCACAAUUCCACCAGAGCAAGGAUUGGAUCGCUGCAGGCACUGCUAGUGGAAAGCUGUGUCUGUGGAUGUAA